Molecule: messenger RNA, 1243 nt
Organism: Archocentrus centrarchus (flier cichlid)
Lineage: Eukaryota; Metazoa; Chordata; Actinopteri; Cichliformes; Cichlidae
Product: transcription factor Sox-3-like
Exons: 5
Coding region: 115-1173 (352 amino acids)
Source: RefSeq, a predicted model, not a curated record
UUUCUCUGUUGUCUGGACAACUAACGGUUUUUAAUUCAUACUAACCUAAUUUAAAAAAAAAAAAACUAGCAACAACAACACAGACGCUGACUAAAUAAUUACAACGGUCUCACAAUGGCUACGAGCACAAAACAAGUAAAACAGGAGGCGGCAGCUGAAGGGGAUAAUUCUGAGCACGCACGGUUCGGCAUAAACCCGGGUCAGGAGACGUCCCAGCACCCUCCAAUCAGGAAAAAGGCGCCGCUUGAAGGGAGCAGAGACGAUGGUCAGAGUGACGAGAAGUUUCGGACCUGUGGAGCUGGCGCUCCCGUGAAGCCGGACCCAGACGACCUCACCCAAACCUCACCCACACUGGGAGAUGAUAGUCCGGCCCGCUGUUUAACCGUCCUGCCAACGGAGGAAGACAUAAAGCAAAUGCAGUCUGGCCAAGAUGCGAGUGGAUACAUUAAACGGCCACUGAACGCCUUCAUGGUGUGGGCUCACAUCCACCGAUAUGUUCUACAGACAGCCUUCCCCCAAGCCAGUGUGAGAAACAUUCGUGUUCAACUCGGGUUGGAGUGGUCCAAGCUCAGUGAGAAACAGAAGCAGCCCUAUUUUGAUGCGGCUCAGAAACUGAAAGACAUCCAUAGUCAGCGGUUCCCUGAUUACGAGUAUCGCCCCAGGAAGAGGACUCACAGAAAAGAUUUUGCCCCAGAGCAGGAAGCUGGACAGGCAGGAGGACAGCACCAUGAGUCUAGUGUUUCCUUCUUUUUGUCAAAACCAAAGGAGACGCUGUCUUUAGCUCAGCCAAUGUGCCCGGGCCCCACCAUGUUUCCGUGUCCCCCUAUUUACCCCUACAUGGGGGGAUAUAAUCCCUGCCCAUGUGUUCUCCCAUACUGUCUAAUGGGCUGUAACUCCUGCUUCCAGAUUCACCAUUCAAGCAGCUCCAUGGAAGAACAGAGGACACACCACUAUGCUCACCUGCAGAUGGACCAGAUUGCUCUGGCCUCCCUCAGCAGGGAAACAGUGCAGCAGGUGCAUUAUCAGUCUUACAGCAGUAACAAAGUCCUCAAUGGUUCAUUCACAUCAGAGAGCUAUACACAGCCCAGCCUCAUCACCAAUCAGCAGCUGUCUUCAAACGGAAACGAGGACAGCAAAUGUGAGGAAGACAUUGAUGUGGUUGGACUAUUCUAGGAGAUGCUGAGCACACACUGACAGAUAUUUAGAUAGAUUGAUCUGCAUUUGCUCAAAUAAAAGCAGGUUU